AUGAGCAUAUUCAAGAAUGUUUCUGUGGCACAUCUUGAGCUGGAGCAUGCGAAAAUCUUAAUAUUUCUUAAAUUUUCCUUGGACCAACGAGUUGCAAAUUGGAAGAAGUCGAAAAAGCUCAUGUCUGGUAACCUUUUGUGUGUUACUGUUGAGGGCGAUUUUUCAGAUCCUAUAUGGCUCACCGUUGCUGAUCGAGAUGAGGUUCUUCUAGAAAAGCAUAGCGUUAUUGGAGUAGAAUUGAUAUCAUUCCACAGCUCAGAUGCUGAUACUGCUGAUAAUGUUAAGAAGUUGCUGUUUAAUUCUGGCAAAAUGAUCAUGGCAGAAAGCCCUACAUAUUUUCAAUCUUUUAAACAUGUGUUGAAUAGUCUUCAGUACUCAGAAAUUGGCAACUUUCCUCUUGCCGAUGAGAUUAUUCAUGGUAGUUUCAAACAGUAUGAAGGUUGUCGUAAUUUGAUUUCACCAUACUUGAAAGAUGUGGAAUAUGAAAAAUUGGAAGAAAACCAACGAAAUGCUUUUGUCCAUGCUUUAGCUAGUACUUUGGGUAUCAUUCAAGGACCUCCUGGUACAGGAAAGACCUUAGUUGGUGCAAAACUUGCCAAAAUAUUACUUUGUUUGCAGAAAGAUAACAAACUCAACAACUUACUUAACCAGGGACAGACUCCUUUGAACUAUGCUGAUGAAAAUCAUGAGGGAAAUAGUGCCUCAAAAAAUGAGGAUAACCCACGGGCAUACUCAUACUUACGUACAAAAAUCAUGCACUUGAUGAGUUCCUACUGCACUGCAUAA
Messenger RNA from Bolinopsis microptera, 786 nucleotides. Its product is annotated as NFX1-type zinc finger-containing protein 1-like. Bases 1 to 786 code for a protein of 261 amino acids. The transcript has a single exon. Lineage: Eukaryota; Metazoa; Ctenophora; Tentaculata; Lobata; Bolinopsidae. The record is from RefSeq and is a predicted model, not a curated record.